UCCACGGGCGCGCCGCCAGGCCCGGCCGGCCAUGGAGGGUACCUCGUUCGGCGCCAGCCGCGCGGGGGCAGCCCUGGACGUCGUGAGCUUCGCGCAGAGGCCCCAGACCCUGCUGCGGGUGGCGUCCUGGGUGUUCUCCAUCGCAGUCUUCGGGGCCAUUGUCAACGAAGGCUACGUGAACACCGACAGCGGUCCCGAGCUGCGCUGUAUCUUCAACGGGAACGCGGGCGCCUGCCGCUUCGGUGUCGCGCUUGGCCUAGGCGCCUUUCUCGCCUGCGCCGCCUUCCUAUUGCUCGACGUGCGCUUCCAGCAGAUCAGCAGCGUCCGCGACCGGCGCCGCGCAGUGCUGCUAGACCUCGGUUUCUCAGGGCUCUGGUCCUUCCUGUGGUUUGUGGGCUUCUGUUUCCUCACCAACCAGUGGCAGCGCACGGCGCCCGGGCCGGGCACGGCGCAGGCAGGGGACGCGGCCCGGGCUGCUAUCGCCUUCAGCUUUUUCUCCAUCCUCAGCUGGGUGGCGCUCACCGUGAAGGCCCUGCAGCGGUUCCGCCUGGGCACCGACAUGUCUCUCUUCGCCGCCGAGCCACUGGGCGCGGGGGCGGGCCAGGCCUACCCUGGCUACCCGGUGGGGAGCGGCGUGGAGGGCACCGAGACCUACCAGAGCCCGCCCUUCACCGAGACCCUGGACCCCAACCCCAAAGGAUACCAGGUGCCCACCUACUAGUGGAUGGUGGAUGCAGACCAGGGCGCAAAGGGUGCCCCACCAACGCAGGCCCAAAGGCCUCCUGGGACUUCCCUCGGAUCCUCCUGGCCCAGUGCCAGGGACAGAAGGUGGCCAGUGUGGGCUGACUUGGGCCAGGAGGAGAUGGCCCCUGGGCUGUCCUUCUCCCUCCUCCACCAAGUUGCCUCAUCCCCUGACCCUGGACUUGGGUCCUGAUAAGGUCAGGAGGCCCAGGGUGCAUGUCUUCCACCCUGAAGGGGGCAGGCUUGGGGCCCACUCCCCUCCUGGGCCAGCCAGGCUAAGGCUCAUCUGCCCACCCCAGGGCCAGGGGUCCAGCUGCCUUCCACAGUAGUGACAGGGGCUGCUGCAACCAGGGGCAGAGACACCCCCAUCCCCAUCGCGUAGUCCUGGGACUGUGGUCAACAUCACCAUCCCUGUGGGCCAUGCCUGUCCUUGUUCCUGUAGUGGUGGUUUAUCCAGUAGGGCAGCAGGCUCUGUCCAGAGCGCCCUUCCGUUUAGUCGCACAGACUCACUAGAGCAGCCCCAGCCCUGUUGAUGUUGUGAUUGUGGUCAGGUCUUCAGGUUUUCCCUCUUAGUUCCCCACAAUCCGCCCCUCGUCUGUGGCCCCUGGCCCAGCCCCUACCUGCCUCGGCCCAGGCCCCUGCUCGGGUAUGGGCAGUUCUGGCCAAGAAGGCACCAGAUGCCUACCAACCCUGCCCCACCCCAAGGAAGGCGCAGAACAUGUGGGUGCCUGGCAAUACAAGCCUGUCCCGUGGACGGGGGCCUACAGGUUCCAUCCACCCAUCGUGCCCAUGGAGACAACUGUUCCAUGCAAAUGUAUUUUCCUGGCUUCCUGGACCCCCAUCUGCACCCCUUUUCUGAGGCCCAGCCUGAGGCUAGGGCUCCUCACAUGUAGCUGACUACUCAUGCAUUGCUUGAAGCUGGCUUUUCACAUUAUCUUGAUAUCAAAUGCGGUUGCCACCUUUCAUUCCUGCAGAUAGACACCUCCAUCCAGAGUUGUGGUGGAGUGACAGCCCUGUAUGUCGUAGCAUAGACCAAUCGUGUGGUUACUUCAGUGAACAUGUUUACAAUUUUUGUAUAUAUAGAUCUUUCUCCUGCCACUUCUGAAAGAACAAUCCAUGAUUGUGUAUUUUCAGUGUCCCAAGAGUCCCAACUGCGCCUUCUUUACAAUAAAGACUGGAAAUGAGUUUAUCGUGUCCUGGAUGCUCCUAGAAUCAUUUCUGGCACUGCCUGCCUUGUGCCAGGAGGUGGGGCCUGAGAGGCAGAACCUGGGCAGGGGGCAGGGAGGUAUGCCAGCUGGACCCACAGGUUCUGGGGGCCCCAAAGAGAACAGUCAGGAUAGGUUGCAGGUUCAUGGGCCCCCCAACCACACAUCACAUUGGUCUGCCACUCAGAGCAGUCUACCUAGAAUGCCUGGGAGAACUCCGCUUAUGUUUUCCAAUUUACAGUAGCAGGAGUGCUUCAGUGUCGUAUCCAGCAUGUGUGUCAUCUAGGCUUUGACAUCCAUUGCUUGUCUUUUUGCACAUGAAUUGAGAUUUUCCUGGUUCUUUGUAUGCUGAGUUAAUUUGGAUUGUGUCUUGUCCGUUUGGACAAUUAUUCUGAGACUCAGGUUUGAAUCCCAUGGAAAGUGUUGGUAUUUUUGUUCUAGCAGGUUAAGGGUCCCUGGUGGCACAGUGGUUAAGUGGUUGGCUGCUAACCAAAAGGUUGGCUGUUUGAACCCACCAGCGCUGUGUGGGAGAAAGAUGUGGCAGUUGGCUUGCAUAAAGAUUUCUUAACCCAGUGGGGCAGUUCUACUCUGUCCUAUAGGGUCCCUAUGAGUCGGCACUGACUGAUGG
Loxodonta africana (African savanna elephant) is the source of this 2574-nucleotide messenger RNA. It is a transcript of the gene SYNGR3, whose product is annotated as synaptogyrin 3. The record is from RefSeq and is a predicted model, not a curated record. Gene Ontology annotation, cellular component: neuromuscular junction; synaptic vesicle membrane. Lineage: Eukaryota; Metazoa; Chordata; Mammalia; Proboscidea; Elephantidae. The transcript has 4 exons. The coding region runs from base 32 to 721 and encodes 229 amino acids.